UGGGCUGGACUGGGCUGGACUGGGACAUUCGGGGGUGUACUGGGCUAUACUGGGCUAUACUGGGCUGGACUGGGACAUUCGGGGGUGAUACUGGGCUGGACUGGGCUGGACUGGGACAUUCCGGAGUGAUACUGGGCUGGACUGGUCCAUACUGGGAUAUUCUGCGCUGAUACUGGACUGUACUGGGAUAUUCCGGAGUGAUACUGGGCUGGACUGGGACGUUCGGGGGUGAUACUGGGGUUAUUCUGGGCUGUACUGGAGUUAUUCUGGGGUGAUACUGGGGUUAUUCUAGGGCGAUACUGGGCUGUACUGGGUUAUUCUAGGGCGAUACUGGUCUGUACUGGGGUGAUUCUAGGGCCAUACUGGUCUGUACUGGGGUUAUUCUAGGGCCAUACUGGGGCGCGAUGGGUUGCACUGGGGUGUGCUGAGCCCUGCCCGGCCGCACUGGGGGGCACUGGGCCGUACUGGGCCGUACUGGGCCGUACUGGGCCGUACUGGGGUGGUUCCGGCGGCUCGCGGCGUGCAGCGGCGCCGGGAUGGAGCGGUUCGUGUCGGGGAGCCGGGCGGCCCUGCAGGAUCACAUCCGGCAGCACCGCGAGAUCCACGUGGUGAUGGGCAACGAGGCCUGUGACCUGGACUCCACCGUCUCGGCGCUGGCCCUGGCCUAUUUCCUGGCCCAGAGCUCGCCGGCUCCCGGCGCCGCCGUGGUGCCGGUGCUGAACAUCCCCCGCGCCGACUUCGCGCUGCGCUCCGAGACCACGUUCCUGCUGCGGGACCGGGGCAUCGCCGCCGCCGCGCUCGUCUUCCGCGACGAGAUCGACCUGGCGGGGCUGCACCGCGCCGGGCUGCUCUCGCUGACGCUGGUGGAUCACCACGUGCUGCCCGGUGCUGAUGCUGCCCUGGAAGAGGCCGUGGUGGAGGUCCUGGAUCACCGUCCGCUGGAGCGGCACCGCGGUCCCCCGUGCCAGGUGACCGUGGAGCCGGUGGGCUCCUGCGCCACGCUGGUGACCGAGCGGAUCCUGCAGGGCCCGCCGGGCGUGCUGGACAGGACCACGGCGGCGCUGCUGCACGGCACCAUCCUGCUGGACUGCAUCAACCUGAGCCCGGCCGCGGGCAAGGUGACCCCCAGGGACGUGGCCUGCGUGGCGCUGCUCGAGGAGAGGUUCCCGGAGCUGCCAGCCCGUGAUGCCGUGUUCGGAGCCCUGCAGGCGGCCAAGUUUGAUGUCACAGGGCUGACGACAGAGCAGAUGCUGAGGAAGGACCUCAAAGUCAUCUCCAACGACGAGGUGGUCGUGGCCAUCAGUGGCAUCUUCGAGGACCUGGAAACGUUCCUGCUCCGGCCCGGCCUGCUGCAGGACCUGGAGGCUUUCUGCCAGCGCCGUGGCUACGCAGGGCUGGUGGCCAUGACCGUGUCCUUUAACGAGCGCCACGAGCCCACGCGGAAACUCGCGGUGUACAGCGCGCAGGAGCCCCUCCGCAGCGCGCUCUGCCGGGCGCUGGAGGAGGCGACGACGCCGUCGCUGCUGCUGCAGCCGCUGCCCAGCCCGUGGGUCAGCGUGGUCCCCUACGCCCAGGGCAACGCCGUGGCCGCUCGAAAGAAGGUGCUGCCCAUCCUGCGGGCAGCGCUGGGCGGGCUGGGGGCUGCGGGGGGCCCCGAGGAGGAGGUGGUGCCCCCGCCCACCCCCAUGAACAGCCUGGUGGAGGAGUGUCCCCUGGCACAGCCCGUGCCCCCGCUGUGUCCCCAGGAUGUCCUGGAGCGCGUCAGCCGCAUCGCCGGGGGGCAGCCCCCUGGCUCCCCCAAAUAACAGCCCCGUGGCUCUCUGAGGUCGGGAUGAGAAGCUGGGGUCCCUGAGCAGGCCCUGCUGGGGUCUGUGGGUGUGGGGGCAUUGCAGCCACCUGUGUUGGAGCUCAGCUCCAGGUUCUCAUUGUGGUUUGUCCCCCCUCUGGCCCAGGUGGGUUUUUGGGGAUGCCACGGGCAGUAGUUGCACCCCCUUAAUGAAGGCGUUGGGGUGGGGGAUUUAACGAGUUGUUGAUGAUCUUCCUUCCCUGGGGGGCAGUGGGGGGCCCCAGGGGGUGGGUCUGGACACGCAGCUGUCCACGAUUGUCGCCGUUUUGCAAGGAUUAAAUUUCCCUUUUCUUCCA
This is a messenger RNA of Catharus ustulatus (Swainson's thrush), 2142 nucleotides long. It is a transcript of the gene PRUNE1, whose product is annotated as prune exopolyphosphatase 1. The record is from RefSeq and is a predicted model, not a curated record. The coding region runs from base 537 to 1805 and encodes 422 amino acids. The transcript has 8 exons. Gene Ontology annotation, cellular component: cytoplasm. NCBI's taxonomy places the organism in Eukaryota, Metazoa, Chordata, Aves, Passeriformes, Turdidae. Gene Ontology annotation, molecular function: exopolyphosphatase activity.